Molecule: messenger RNA, 304 nt
Organism: Manis javanica (Malayan pangolin)
Lineage: Eukaryota; Metazoa; Chordata; Mammalia; Pholidota; Manidae
Gene: FREY1
Product: Frey regulator of sperm-oocyte fusion 1
Biological process (GO): sperm-egg recognition; fusion of sperm to egg plasma membrane involved in single fertilization
Cellular component (GO): endoplasmic reticulum membrane
Source: RefSeq, a predicted model, not a curated record
AUGGUUCUGGCCAUGCUGGGGGUUCUGUAUCUUAGGGCCAGGCUGAGCCUCUUCCUCCUCUACCUCAUCCUGGGAGCUACACUCCUCCGCCCGCAGCCACUAAGGCCUCAGCAGUCUGUUCCUGAGGAAUUUUCAGCCCCCCUGGAACUCUUGCAGCCACUUUCCAGUCUGGAGGAUGACUAUGGGGUUCGACCCAAGCACCCAUGGCCACAGGGGUCUCGACCUCUCCUCUCCAGGGCCCAGCAGCACAAGCGGGAUGGGCCAGACAUGGCUGAGUAUUUCUACGACACACACCUGUGAUGGG